AGUUUUACAAGUUGUCUAGUCUUGAGCGGAUAAGUCAGUUCAGUUAUCAGCAGUCAGUCAGUCACUAGUCAGCAUUGACUGUUUUCUGUGUGAAGUACGGUGCUUGUCUUGACAGCAUGACUUAAUUCUAUUUACUAGUUCGUGUCAGUGUACUCUGUUAGCGCCGGAUCGGUAUCAUGCCUAGUUCGUUAGUGUUUACUUUCACGUUUCUAGCUUUAUUGUUCCCAAUAAUUGUAAAUUGUUUUAUAUAAUAAGUUGCAAAUAAUUUAACGAUUUGUUUUUCUAAGGUGUAAAUUACAAUUGGUUUUCUAGCUUGAGUGCGAUAGAUUGAAUGUUGCUACACGUGGGAUUUAUACAUUUUCACGAUUGAACCACCUGGAUGGAAAACGACGUCUCAGGACCACCUCCACCAACUACCAACAACUUACAGUUGCUCAGUUCUCCACCACUACCGUGUGGAGGCUUCAAAGUUGGAUCUUAAAUUUGAACUUUGACCUUGUGGAAGUGUUAACCUUUAACUAACCACCCGACACUGCCAUGUUCGCAUCAUGGCGACACAUGUUGAAAAAUGUGACCGUGGAGCCGAUGUUGCUAGUUUACUUCAUGACUGUGGCCAUGUCACAAACCGCCGGCCUAAACCUGCUGCUACAGAAGGCAUGUCACCCCACCGAAGCACCCAAGGGAGUUGACAUCGAAUGCUGGGAUGAGGCUGCCGCCCAGGACAUGGUCACCAAGAUCAACACCUGGAAGCCCAUCCUCCAGAACCUGGUUCCUGUGCUCUUCGUGGUUUUUGCCGGCCCUUGGAGUGACUCCCAUGGCCGCAGGAGGCCCCUCAUGUUUCUGCCCAUCGUGGGGCAAGUGUUGACGGAUCUGGGCAUUCUGUUGAACAUCUAUUACUGGACGUGGCCGCCGGAGGUCACCGCAGUUUUCGAGUGUAUAUUCUACGGGAUAACUGGUGGGAAAGCGUGUCUCUUCAUCGGGGUUAUCAGCUAUAUAUCGGAUAUCACCAGCAAUCAGCAGAGGACUGCUAGAUUGGGUGUGAUCACCGCCAUAUUCUUCGUAGGCACGCCGAUCGGUGCCGGCCUGAGCGGCUUCCUGAGGUCGCUUGUUGGUUUUUACGGCGUGUUUCUGUUCAGCAUCUUCUGCGAUCUCCUCUCUCUGCAGCUGGGCUACAUGCUGGUGUCGAAUCCGCCCCUCCAGCACCCGCCCACCAAGACGGGGACGUGGGACGGCCUCCUCGACCCCAAUCAGAUCGUGCGAUCCGUCAAGACCGUCUUCCGCAAACGAGACGGUUACGAGAGGUUCAUCAUUCUCUCCAUGAUUGUCAUAUCCACUAUGACUGCUUGUCCGGCGCAUGGAGAGUAUUCAGUCCUAUUAUUCUACACAAGGUACAAGUUCCAUUGGAAUGAAGUGACAUAUGGAAUGUAUGUCUUAUACAAAAUGGUUGUGAUAUUAAUAGGCACGGCGUUUGCGAUGGGACUUUUAAGUAGGUGCUUAAAAGUUCGCGACUCAAUAAUAGGCUUAGCGGCCUGCUCGACGCUUGUGAUCGCCGCUACCGGAAACGCGUUCGCCGAUCAAGCCUGGGAACUCUAUUUCUAUCCUGCUGUAGAUAUGAUGCAUGGAGCAGGUGUGGCAGUGGCUAAAUCAAUAGCUUCCAAAAUUGUUCUCAAUAACGAACUUGGACAAUUGAACAGUGUAAUGGCCGUCUCGGAGAAUGUGAUAGUUUUGGGUAUCUAUCCACUGUACAACUAUGUCUACCGCCAGACCUUCCAAACAUUCGCCGGCUCUUUUUUCCUGCUUUCUGCCGUGAUGGGUGUUAUUCCUCUGGUGCUCUUCAUAUACGUGUUCCUGGUGGAGCCAAACGAAUUCGUUGAGAAAGAACCGAAGAAAAGCCCUCCCAUAGGAAUCUCAAUAAUUGGCGAUUCUAUGAAAAACGGCUCAACUCAACAAAGCUCAACUCCUGAGAAACAAGUUUGACUCAACGAUGGACUUUAGAGUUCAUUCAUCAGUUUUUAGACUCCAACAAAUUCAUUUCGAAUAAAAAACGUGAAACUCGAGGAUUUAGUACUCGAGUAUUUGUGACUUGAGUCUCGAGAAAUCAAACUGGAGUUAAGUGAGUUUGCUGGAAUAUUGCUGGGAUUUUUUAAAAGAUCUGAACCAUUUUACGAAUAUUUUCGCUGUAAUGAACACUCACAUUGAGUUACAAUGAUUUUAUUGAACAAUACUAUUUACGGUUGGAAAAUAAGCGAAAAAGUGUCUGAUUGGAGCAAUAGAAGAAACUGCUUCUAGAGAUAGUUGUUUGUGUAAGUAGAGUGCAAAGUGACACUUUGCUGUAUCGAGAGAAACGUUUACGCACAAGCCGUGGGAAUAGUUUAUAGGCGAGUGGGGAAUAGUUUCUUGAGUGCAGCAAAGGAACUUUGCGCACUUAUUACACAUUGCAUUUUCCUACAGCUACCAUUGAAUAUGAAAAGUGAGUAAUUAGGUGUAAAAAUGUCCUAUGAUUCAUCAAAUAUUUGUGUGAUUUUUGGGAUUUUGUUCUUGCUUAUGAUGAAGGUUGCAAUCAUUCCACACAAAAAUGUUCAGAAUUUGGUGUUCAUGACUAUAAAGGUGAUACUUCAGAGUUACCUCGAACUCAAUUAUUUUGAUAUCUCAGAUACAUGACAAGUCACCAUUAUUUUCAAUCUAAAAAGUGAGUAUUGUCAUAAAAGCCUAAAAUAUUCCAUUUAGAAGUUCAUUUAUAAACUUAUACAUAAACAGAAACAGAAUAAUUAUUAAUAAAUUUCCACUAUUCAACAGUUUUUAAAAUUUAACAUAAUUUUUGAAUUUUCAAUUUUAAUCGAAUUAAUAACUGAUUAAACUAAAAACAAAUAAUUUUAAAAACAAUUGAUUUAAUUGAAAUUAUUGAUUAUUAAUAAUUUAUGAUAAUUGUAUGAUUAGAUAUUCUUCAUAUUUCAUUGGUUACAAUAUGUUUAAUACAUAAUUCAAGUAUUUAGGCUAUUAAUAAUUACUAUUCAAGUGAUAACUUAAUUCACAAUUUUUAAACAAAUUAAUACCUGAUUCGAACGAAAACAAAUAUUUCAAAUAUGAAUUGCUUUAAUUAAAAUAAUUUGAUUGUUGAAAAUAAUUCAACUUAUUAAUAUUAAAAUUUAUCGAUUAAUUUGAAAAAUAUUUAUUUUGUGUUUUGUUAUGUUGCAAGUCUGGAGUGCAGAAAAUUACAUUGUGAUAUGCAAAGUAGUACUGGUGCGAAAUAGUGAUUCUUUGAAUUCUGUAAUCAGGUGCAGGAAUGUUCACUUUUCAAGGUAACUGUAGGAAAAUAAUAUUAUUGAUAACUUGAGACCAGCUAAAUAUGAUAGUUUCUUGAGAAAUUAUACCAACCAAAAUGCGAUAUGUGGAAAUUACAUUAAUUUUAGUAGAAUUUGAAUAAUCAUCCCUCCUUUAUAUUAAAUUUAUGUAGAUCUCUUCAAUUCCUUGUUCCCGUACAGUAAUUAUCAGUCGAUUAAUAUAGUAUACUUCUUCCCUGGAUGUUUACUUUAUGAAUACAGGAACAAUCAAGUAAUUGAGUUGUCUAGUAAAACUAUGACAUAUUGUAUUUUUUAUAUAUUUCUGUGAAAUAUUGUAUGGAAGGGAUGGAUGUCAAGUAAUGGAAACAAUUAUACAUCCCUGUCUCUCCCCACUAUCUCGAAUAAUAUAAACCUAAUUGUUAUCUCAUUUUUUUCGAAUAAGUGCAUAGUUAGUUCUCCAAUUACCUCAAAUAAUAAAACCGCUAACACUAUUCUCUUGAUAGUUUGAGUAACUUGACGGUGCUUAUUGUAUUGAAAAUUAAUGGUGCUAUCCGUAGUGUGUAUUUCUUGUGUGGUUGGUGAGUUACGUUGGUUUUACUUCUCUCUCAUAGAAUAUGUGUUAUAUCACAUAGAAUAUGUGAGUAAUUUUAUAAUAGAAUAUGUGUUAUAACCUGAGUAAUUUUUAAGUGUAUCAGUUGAAUAAUUAUUCAAUUCAAACCUGUUAUUGAUUAAUUGUUGUGAGCAUAAACGUUCAUAACUUAUUAUUUUUUCAUACUUCAAGUUGAUGAAAUCUUAGUUGAUACGACUAAUCAUCACUCACCAAUGUGUAAAAUAUUAUUGCUAUAGAGUACAGAGUUUGGCCUGUUGCUGCUCACAACUUCGAUAAAAAAUCCUCCAAUCUCAUAUUUUUCCUUAGCAAAUGUCUAGGAUGAUUGUAAGUUUAUGUAAAUAUUGAUUAGUUAAACAUAUUUUUAUGUAGAGUUUUGUAUUCUCAUGUUCUCUUCUCAUUGAUUCAAACCGAAAUAUGCAAUGGAGAAAAAGUGGGUUUUAAUACUACCUGAGUUACAGUAUCUGAAUUUUAGAAUUGAUAAGUAAGUUUAUUGUAAUCAUAGAUCCAGAUAUUAUUAAUUUCAUAUUUUGAUUGAACAAAAAAUUAUUUUGUAUAAUAAAUUAUGAUUUACGUUAACAUUCUCUGUGAUAAUAUUAUCUCGAGAUGAUUUCGAAUGAUAAUAAACCUAUUUAAAAUUA
This is a messenger RNA of Nilaparvata lugens (brown planthopper), 4529 nucleotides long. RefSeq lists its product as uncharacterized. Gene Ontology annotation, cellular component: membrane. The coding region runs from base 538 to 1977 and encodes 479 amino acids. The transcript has 8 exons. Gene Ontology annotation, molecular function: transmembrane transporter activity. Lineage: Eukaryota; Metazoa; Arthropoda; Insecta; Hemiptera; Delphacidae. Gene Ontology annotation, biological process: transmembrane transport. The record is from RefSeq and is a predicted model, not a curated record.